AGUGAAUUCAGGGUGUGGACCUUUCUUGUUAGUCAAUGCAUGCUGGCCAUAGUACAGUGAUAAUUACCAAUGAAGAAGCAAACCAUUGGAGUAUAGAUCAAAGUGCCAUAUCGGUUGUUAAGAACACAUUGCCUGUCAAAGCCAGCGUUUCAUGACGACCGCACAAAAACAAGCAUCAGACUUGACAUAAUAUCAAACUACAUUUAAUGUUGAUACGGCUGACCUACUUUGUCUUAUACAAUUGUGACCUGAAAAUCUUGUCUGGCUGCACGUUGACCAUCGAUUUCCCAGAAAUGGGGUGUUACGUUAGUAAUCACGUAACGUGUACUGGACUGUGAAUUCUAGUCGCCUCUUUUAUAUAGCACAUUUCAUUCUGGCUGGGCACAGAGGACCAGAGGGGCUGAUUGACAAACACCGUCUGUCAUUAUUCUGGCGGGACACAGAGGACCAGAGGGGCUGAUCGACAAACACCGUCUGUCAUAAAACUGGCUGGGCACAGAGGACCGGAAGGGCUGAUUGACAAACACCGUCUGUCAUUAUUCUGGCUGGACACAGAGGACCAGAGGGGCUGAUCGACAAACACCGUCGGUCAUUAUUCUGGCUGGACACAGAGGACCAGAGGGGCUGAUCGACAAACACCGUCGGUCAUUAUUCUGGCUGGGCACAGAGGACCAGAGGGGCUGAUCGACAAACACCGUCGGUCAUUAUUCUGGCUGGACACAGAGGACCAGAGGGGCUGAUCGACAAACACCGUCUGUCAUUAUUCAGGAGAAAGUAAUCUACCUGAGGACGACUUUAACAGAUCCGACCUGCAAGCACACGACAGACAUAGAUCAGAUAUAGAAACCACCUGACAUAUCAGAAUGGACCUUUCCUACGUUGCUGUCCUUCAGAAGAACCACACAUUUCUGAAGGAGAACCUUCAGGUCGACCCUGUGCUGGAUGCCUUGUAUGAGAAACUAAUCUUCACACAGGCAGACUAUGAUAGGUGCAGACAAGCUGGAAUAGAGAAAUGUGAGCUGGUGUUGGAGACGCUUAAAAAGAAGGGAGUAGAAGGUUACAAGACACUCUGUGCUGUCCUCGACACUACACAGCCUUUCAUCAAGGAAAGACUUGAUAGGACCUCAACUGAACCAGGUAGCCCAGAUCUCGUCUAUGUUAACAAGGGCAAGCUGGAAGCUCAGUACAAAAAGGAACUUGCUAAAAAAGAUGGAGAGAUAGCUGACUUGAAAUCAGCAAUAGAAGGCCUUGAGCAACAAAUUGAACAAAACAACAUUGAUCACGCUGAACUGGAGGAAAGAUUGAAGAAAGAAAGUGAUGAACACAUGACAGAGAUAGAAAAGAAGAACGGGGAAAUUGAAACUCUGAAGACUGCAUUGUCAAAGUCAUACGACAACCUGGAGCAGGCUCAAACAAACUCUGAGAAAGUGGAGAAGAAGAGACCUCGUCGAGAUGAAGAGGAUGAAGCGGCUGAACUGGCGGAUCUAUGCAUCGCCGACGAUGACUUGAACAAUAAUGCGACAACUUCUGAGCCAUCACAGAAGAGACCUUUUCGAGAUGACGAGGAAGAGGCGGCUGAGCUGGCGGCUCUCUGCAUUGCCGACGGUGACUGGGACGAUAGUGCGACUACGUCUGAGCCAUUGCGGAAGAGACCCCUUCGAGACAAAGAGGAAGAAGCAGCUGAGCUGGCGGCUCCCUGCACCGCCGACGGUGACUGUGAUGAAAGCCUGCCUUCUACCCUCAAACAACAGGGGGAACCCUCCAACGAAUCGAGUCACAAGAAGAGGCAAGGGUCUCCCUUGUAGACACUGUGGUAAGGUUUUCCGAAAAAUGUUGAAUCUUUGAAGCCAUUGGUCUACAUGUACACAGUGUCCAGUUUCAGUCAUUUUUAUUAAUCCAUCCACUAGUGGUCUAAUAACUCUGAUGUGUCGAAACGAAUGCCUGGAAGAAAUGUAUACACAACAGUUCCUACCCGUGUACAUUCCAAGGACCAACCAAGACUUACCGAGUACAUUAUUGACAGGAUUCGGUGGAUCCAAUUCCACCAAGCCAAUGACUUCUAACCCCAAAAGUCCCAAACAAGCUUCUGUCAUCCCCUAAAGUCCUGAGCUCCCCUAUUCUAGUCAUGAAGCAACAGUGUGACCAAAGCAAGCAGCCUAUAGCUUUUCAUUUUGGAACAAAAACGCUGCCAUCCAUCGAGGUCAUAUGAGGUCAAAUUUAAUGAAAACUGGAGAGGGCAAAAAUUGCAAGCCUUGGAGGAUGAACUUCACGGUAUGAUGGAUGAUGUGUUACAUAGUGCUAGAGGCAAUCUGGCUGACAAUGAUUUGGGUUGUGUUGUCAUCUGCCACAAAGGUCUAGCAAAUGCUGUCGUUGUACCUCUCUGUAAAUUGCAGGAUCUUAAUGCCAAAGUUGUCAUUGAUACCAUUUCCAAAACAUUGGCCAGCAACAACGAAUUGAAAUUGGACUCUUCUUUCGAAGUAGAUGUGAGUAUGAUCGAUAUGCUGAAAGGGGCGGGAAGUCAUCAUGAAGUUUCCAACGUAAAGAACAGCAUCAAAUUAAAGAAAUCCAUCGUCAAAAUACAGAACCAGGACCAACUCUGUGUGGUUCGAGCCAUCUUCAUUUCGUUAUCCACAGCCUACAGAGUCAUACGGAAAGGAUUGAAAGAUUUGGUCAAUGUACACCCUGGUCAAGAUGAAUUUGAUCUCAUUAUGACUCACAAGAGUGACUACUGCCUAGCACUCUACAGCAAAAGACAUGAACAUUCCUGUUAAAAACACUGUAUCAUUUGCAAACACCGUUGCUGCGAAGUUUCCAAACAACUGUAAAGAUUGCAAAAUGACCUGUAAGUCCAAGGACUUUUUCAUAUGUCAUAAGGCACAACCAAUUUCAAAAAAAGAAGAAGAGUAACAGACUUUCUGAAUGCGAGCAAUGGAAGAGGUGUCAGCAUUGUUUGAAAGUACUAAACGUGAAUAAUCGCACUUUGGAUCAGCACAUUUGCGGGGAGUAUAAAUGCAAAGGGUGUAAACAAUAUGUCCCUAAUGAUCACAAGUGUUCUCAUCACCCCACCUCCAACGAAAACAGAAGCGUCUCCAAAUUCUACUUUUUUUAUUUGGAAUGUAUGCAAGAUAAUGUCUACACUUGUGAAGAUGGAUACGUUCCUUAUUUUUGUCAACUUGGCAGCCAUGACUCCUGUACCCAUCACCGACUGUGCGCCAACUGUAAAAGAUCAUCUUGCAGAGAAAUAGAGCAGAGAGCCAAUUGCAUUAUAGCCCAAACAGUUUGCGACACGUGUAAGGAAGAGGACUCAUUGGACAAACCUUGCCCUUCUUGCGGGACGCGUUGUAACAGUUGCGGAAAACCUAACAAAAAACAUCAGUACAUCACUCCUCAUUGCUAGGACAAGUGUGGACUCAAAGAAGUUCAAUUCCGUGGUAAAGAUACGGUCUCAGACUUUUGGUCCUGGUUGUUUUCCAAUCAACACAAACAGUUCACUAUCUUCGCUCAUAACUUUAAAGGAUACGAUGGUUACUUCAUUCUGUCAUAUCUCAUCCAAAACUCAAUGCUCCCUCACAAAGUCAUAUAUAAUGGAAGCAAGGUAAUGUACCUUUACAGUGAAAGAGGUUUAGACAUCCGUCUUCUGGACAGCCUGUCCUUCAAUACCCGUCUUGGUAACUUGCCCAAAAUGUUCCACUUGACCGAACUUAAAAAGGGUAUUUCACUCACUUCUUCAACACCUCAGAUCAUAAAACUACGUAGCACCAUUUCCAAACUGUUCUUACUAUGGCAUUGAUUUUAUGGAUACCGAGGACGGAGUUGCUGGAAUGGCAUGCCGUUUGGUGAUGGUUUUUCGAGAACUUAUGAUCAGGAUCACCAGGGAGACGAGGAUGUAAAAA
Molecule: messenger RNA, 3893 nt
Organism: Haliotis rubra (blacklip abalone)
Lineage: Eukaryota; Metazoa; Mollusca; Gastropoda; Lepetellida; Haliotidae
Product: kinesin-like protein K39
Exons: 6
Coding region: 864-1805 (313 amino acids)
Biological process (GO): regulation of apoptotic process
Source: RefSeq, a predicted model, not a curated record